Molecule: messenger RNA, 828 nt
Organism: Phialemonium atrogriseum
Lineage: Eukaryota; Fungi; Ascomycota; Sordariomycetes; Cephalothecales; Cephalothecaceae
Exons: 5
Coding region: 1-828 (275 amino acids)
Source: RefSeq, a predicted model, not a curated record
AUGGCGGAGGGAUACUUGCAUGACGCAAUAAUCUUCGCCGCAGUAACCAUAAAUUACAUUGCACACCCGCCGACCGGAGAGCUCAAGGAUGCGGCACCACCUGCCCCCCACGAGGAAGAGGACAUUUCCAGUGGGCCUCUGCCCCGAUGGCUGCGCUCAACUCUCCAACGCUUUCAGAGUAGCCAGUUCCUCAUGGUAGCCCCCAAGUAUGACAGUCGAUGGGACCAUAAAGAGUGGUUUGUCGGUGUACUCGACUGGCUCGUCGUUGCUAUUCGUAAAUCCGUCGUUGAGUACCAUUGGAGUUACGACGAAAACAACCUUUUGUGGCCAACCAGCAGGCAUAUAGUCCAUGCCAGGUCAUGUAUCCUUGCCGGAUCGGUCUUCCUCGAGGCCGCUUUUACGAAAGUGCUACAGCAGAAUGUUAUGAGAGUCUUUCCGUCCCAUGAGCCGCUGACGGAAACCAUGAUCUGCCGGCCCGUUGUCGAGCAGAUCAACGCCGCAAAUACGCGCGACUACAUAGUCCAGGUUGGCGGCUAUGGUAUGAGCCAGUACCUCCUUCGCCGACUCGACAAAUUGUACCCCGGAAGCGUCCCUCAGCUUGAGAGCAACAAAUGCGGGCUUGUGACCGUCUAUGGUGCCGUAGCGCGCAAGCUCAACGACAUUGCAACUGCGGCGGGGGUUGUGCCUCAUCCCCCAAUGUCAGUUACCAAUGUGAAGGCCCGAACCAGCUUUGGCAUCCGCACCGAGGAACAGAUCCCUGGGCCCAAGAUGAUGACGUGGGUCAUAAAAAUGGUAACGGGUCCCUACCCAAAACACCACAUCGCCUAG